AUGCGUUUCUUCCCGUGGGGAUUUUGGCUGCUGUGGGUCGUCGCCGCCGCGUCGUCCUCGUCGGCUCGGAGCGACGGCGGCAACAAGCCGAGGAGCUGCGCCGAGCUCCGGCAACUCUAUGGGGCCAAAGGAUUCAGCCCGAGUGGGGUCCCCCAAGCGGAGAUCUCGGGGGAACACUUGAGGAUUUGCCCCCAAGGCUACACUUGCUGCACCAGUGAGAUGGAGGAGAACUUUGCCAACAAGAGUCGUCAUGAAUUUGAAGGCAUGUUGAAGGAGGCCACACGCUCGGUGCAAGUAAUCUUAACAGCCCAGUACAAGAACUUUGAUGGUUAUUUCCAGGACUUGUUGAAUAAGUCCGAGAAGGCCCUUUAUGACACAUUUCCUGGUAUGUACGGAGAUCUAUACACCCAGAACUCAAAGGUUUUCAAAGACUUGUAUAGUGAGCUGCGGCGCUAUUACCGGGGUUCCAACAUCAACCUAGAAGAGGCUCUCAAUGAGUUUUGGAUUCGCCUGCUAGAACGGCUCUUCAAGUUGAUGAAUCCUCAGUACUACCUUCCGGAUGAGUAUGUGGACUGCAUGGUCAAGCACUCUGAGCAGCACAAGCCCUUUGGAGAGGUUCCAAGAGACCUGAAACUGAAGGCAACCAGGGCCUUCAUUGCAGUCCGCUCCUUCGUGCAGGGACUUGGUGUGGGCAAUGACGUUGUCAGAAGGGUGUCUCAGGUCCCACUGAGCCAAUAUUGCACUCGGGCUAUUAUGAAGCUGAUGUACUGUGCGCACUGCCGGGGCAUGUCCAACGUAAAGCCCUGCAACGGCUAUUGCCGCAAUGUCUUGAAAGGCUGCCUGGCCAAUCAAGCAGACCUGGACCCUGAAUGGAAGAACCUGAUUGAUUCACUGCUGUUGGUGGCUGACCGCUUUGAUGGACCAUCCAAUGUAGACAUAGUCAUUGGUACAAUUCAUACCAGGAUUGCAGAAGCCAUUUCAAAUAUGCAGGAGAACAGAGAAUCUAUAAAAUCCAAGACCUUUCAAGGUUGUGGAAAUCCCAAACUCAACUCAAAAGCUUCCAGUGCGGAGGAAAAGAAGAGGCGGGGAAAGUAUGUCAGUGAAGAUAAACCUUCAGGGCUUAGUUCAGAGAAACUUGUUUCAGAUGCCAAAGGGAAGCUGAGAGAAAUAAGGGACUUCUGGGUUGCCCUCCCAAGCACACUUUGCAAUGAAAAGGUUUCCUCUGGUUCUGUGAAUGAGGACAGGUGCUGGAAUGGAAUGGCCAAAAGCGGGUAUCUUCCAGAUGUGAUGGGAGACGGACUAGCCAAUCAGAUCAAUAACCCAGAAGUUGAGGUAGACAUUACUAAACCAGACAUGACUAUUCGCCAGCAAAUAAUGCAGUUGAAGAUUAUGACAAAUCGACUGCGCAAUGCAUAUAAUGGGAAUGACGUGGAUUUUCAGGAUACAAGUGAUGACAUUAGCGGCUCUGGAAGCGGCGAUAGUUGCAUUGACGACAUCUGUGGCAAAAAACUGUCCAAGAGCGCUAGCACCAGGCCGCCAGAGACACAUCCAAUGCCUAAGCAGUCUGGACAAGGUGUUGGUGGAAAUAGCAGCAACAUACUCUUGCCUUCUUCCUUCCUUUUACUACUUUCUCUGGCUGCUGUUGCAGCACAGUACCUGCGGCGGUAACUCAUUUGUGCAGCCAUGAAAGAGACUGUGGGUGGUUGUGGUCUUAACUUUGCCAAAAAUGUGGACUAUAUUUAAUUCAUCUUGGCAAAAUGAGGGAGAUAAAACGUUCUUGAUUGUUUGUGAUGACCUGGCAGUGCUAGAACUGGUCUUUCCCCCCCUCCCUUUUCUUUUUUUGGUCUUCUUUGAAUGCUGGGGCCUUCUUUCUGUACCUGUUUUUAUCAUUAAUUUGCCACAGCGAGACACUUAGGAGCCUACAACAGAUCUUGGCAGAUAUGGGUAAUGGGUAAAAAAGGACAAAUGACCCUCAAGGCCACAUCAUUUUUAUUGACUCCAAUAAAACACACAAGUAUCUCAUAUUCUUAUUUAGCUGUAGCCAAAGAUGUGCUACAUUUGUUUAAAACAAUACACUUUUUAUAAUUUAAAAAUCUUCCGAGUGCUGUAACAGAGGGGUCAGUUCAUUAUUUUCCAUUAAGCAAGUGGAAAAUGGUCCUUCCUGUACACCAGAUUAGCAAAGGGAUUAUGGUGGAAUAUGGAAUGAAAUUACUUUAAUUGGCAAAUAAAUACCUCUGUUAAAAAUAGUGGUUGAAGCCACUUAGUAUUUCUCCUACAUCUAAAUGAAUUAGAGUGAGAUUCAAGUUUUGUAUGAUCCUUUGAAAGUAGCAUUCAAAAUUGAUAAAAUGCAAUACAGAAUUGUAAUAUGCAACAUUAUGAUAGAAAUAUGCAUGGGGAGAUUUCUGUCUGGAAAGCGUUGUUUUCAGUUUGAGGCUGAAAAUUUUCCCGUUAUUAAUAGUGACAACAGUUGACUUUUACCAAUGGGAUGAUGCAAAGAAACUGCUUUGUGUAUUAUUACUGAUCCUGUUAGCAAAGCCCGGAGGUGAGGCCCAGGGAACAAUUAUAUACUAUCAAAUACCCCAGGGAAUUUCCAUGGAUACAACCUGCCCAAAAUAUCACCAAUUAUGCCAAUGGAAAGCAGACCAAAGCCAUAGUUUGAGUCAUCAAAUCAGCCAGCUGCUACCUUAUUUCAUCUCACAUCGGCAUAGUUAACCUUAUGUUCUCUAGUCCUUGUUUAGUGAAAGUGCUUCACUUCAGCUAAUUUUCUGGUUGUUGCUACAUAUUUGCCAGGAGUAUUGUCUGAUAUCAAGGUGGAUGGGGUUGGAGGAAAGAAGGGCUGUCCAACCACAUAUCUACACCAACAGAUUCACGUAUGUAUUUCGCUGUCGAGACAUCUGUGCUUACACAGUUCUCUGCUUUGGGUUCUUUUGGUACAGCCAUAAACUUUUUUUUUCCUCUUUCAAAAAUAUCUAGCAUAGAAAGGCCAAUCCUAUUCAUGUUGUUGAAUGAUAGGAAGCCUUUGACACGAUCUUUGCUGUUAAUUCACUUUGUUUCAUAUCAUGACUUUCCUUUUAGGACACAGGGAUUAUGAAAGCAUAUUUUUUACAUUUAAUAUAUAGAUGUAUGGGCUUUGCAUAAAUGUUGAAAACAUUUCUCUUCUGCAUCAAAGACAAAUGCAUUUCUUAACGACAGCUUUCAAAAAGGCAGAAUUACAGAAGCCGCCAUCAGUUAUAAAACAUGCAGAGUUAGCAGGGAAGCAAUUCUAGUAUUAUGGCACAUGAAUUAAUGCAAGCAAAUUAAUUCAAAUGAAUUAUCUUUCCCAUUCCCGGCCCUAUUUGUUUUUCUACAACACUGGGAGAAAUUAAUUUCCUAAUCACUUCAAUCGGCAUUGGAGGCUGCCAAAAACACCACCAGAAUGUCGAAAAUACGCUACUGAAGUCUGAUGCCAGAACGAAUUUUUUUCUCCAAAGAGCACCUGCUUUUGCACACAUUAUUUUCAGUCCCUUGUGAGUAAAACAAUACACCACCCCACUUUCAUUAUUGAUCUCAUCCAUCUAAUAUAUUUAUUUUUUGUUUUCAGUUUAGACCAUUCUUAAUAAUUCUGAAUACAAAUGAGGCAUGAAAAGCAAAUAUCCUUCCUCCUUUGAACGUUAAGUUCAAAUGCCUGGG
Lacerta agilis (Sand lizard) is the source of this 3669-nucleotide messenger RNA. RefSeq names its product glypican 1 (gene GPC1). Gene Ontology annotation, molecular function: fibroblast growth factor binding. The coding region runs from base 1 to 1668 and encodes 555 amino acids. The record is from RefSeq and is a predicted model, not a curated record. The transcript has 9 exons. Gene Ontology annotation, cellular component: plasma membrane; synapse; extracellular region. NCBI's taxonomy places the organism in Eukaryota, Metazoa, Chordata, Lepidosauria, Squamata, Lacertidae. Gene Ontology annotation, biological process: regulation of protein localization to membrane; cell migration; negative regulation of fibroblast growth factor receptor signaling pathway.